Messenger RNA from Helianthus annuus (common sunflower), 2278 nucleotides. RefSeq names its product protein WEAK CHLOROPLAST MOVEMENT UNDER BLUE LIGHT 1. The coding region runs from base 266 to 2254 and encodes 662 amino acids. The transcript is spliced from 3 exons. The record is from RefSeq and is a predicted model, not a curated record. Lineage: Eukaryota; Viridiplantae; Streptophyta; Magnoliopsida; Asterales; Asteraceae.
AACAAAAUAUAGAUACAACAUCAGACUAUUAACUAAAAAUGGGCAAACCCAAACAAAAUUCGAAAAACAGCGCGCUACCCAGAUCAAGUUGUGGAUGAAAUUGCCAUAAUUAUUUCCCUUUGGAUUUCGUUUUGGGUUUUCGUUUUGGGUUUUCGUUUCUUAGUGAUUUAAAAAGCUAUAAUCGUUGGAGUUAAUCAUCGGCAACAUCCGGAGAAAGAUUUAAUUUGAUUCCUGGAAUUUUAUGAUUGUUUAGAACCAUUGUGAGAUGGAUGAUGGUGAAGAAUCGGCUAAUCGGGUCAUGAAUGCUGCAAUAUAUGGCCAAGAUGUUUUUGGUGAGAUGUCGCAUGAAGCAUCGUCAGAAACAGAAGAUUGUCCGACCGGUCAAGAUCAUGUUCAGAAACAUGGUCCUACAGGUCAGGCCCAUGUUCAAGAGGAUGGUCCUAUGGAUGAAGAUCAAUGUGGUCCUAAGGAACAUGGUCAUGUUCAAGAAGAUGAUCAAACGGGUCAAAUUGAUGUUCAAGAUGACGGUUCAGUAAAACAGCUUGAGAAAUCCACCAGUAGAAUAGGAGACAUCGAUACCAGGGCACCCUUUGAGUCUGUUAGAGAAGCCGUUUCCAUGUUCAGUAGUAUCGUCCACUGGAAAGCCCAUAAAGUUCGGAUCGCAGAGAGGCGCAAGCAAGUUGCACAAGAACUUAGAAAAGCACAAGAAGAGAUCCCAUUACUGAAGAAAAAGUCCGAGGCAGCAGAAGAAUCGAAACAACAGGUCUUGAAGGAGCUCGACAACGCAAAGCGGCGUCUAGAGGAACUGAAACUGAUUGUUGAGAGCGCGGAAAAAGAAGAGAGCCAAGCAAAACAAGAUGCUCAACUUACAAAUCUAAGAGUGGAAGAAGUAGAACAGGGGAUUGCAGAUGAAUCUAGUAUUGCUGCCAAGAAACAAUUACAAGUUGCACAGGCCCGACAUCAAGCUGUGGUUUCUGAGCUCAAUACAGUUAAGCUCGAGCUCGAAAACCUCCAAAAAGAAUACACUUCACUUGUGUCUGAUAGAGAUUUAGCUAUAAAGAAAGCUGAAGAGGCUGUGUCCAGUACUACAGAAACUGAGAAAGAUGUCCAAGACCUGACUAUUAAACUGAUAACCAUUAAAGAGGCAUUAGAAUCAGCCCAGGGUGCAUAUUUGGAGGCCCAAGAAACCAGAACCGAAGCAGGUUUGAACGGGGAACAGGAAUUGAAGCAAUCGGAAGAAGAAUGGGAAAAGAUGGCAGAAACCGACGAUGUAGAGUCAAAACUAGAUGCUGCUUCAGUUUUGGAAGCAGAACUGGCAUCUUACAUGACAGAAAGCCAUAUAAAUAUACAAUCAGAGGCCGAUUUAGCGAAGAUGGACCUCGAACAAGUGAAGAAAAACAUCGAAAUUACGACAUAUGAAGUGAAUGAUUUGAAACUCUAUGCAAGUUCAUUAAACUCUGAACUAGAACAAGAGAAAGCAACACUUGUUGAUGUAAAACAAGGCGAAUGGAUGGAGGCCGGAAUAACGGCGGCUCUUGAAGCCGACUUGAUGAGAACGCUUUCAGAAGUUACAGUUAUUGAAAUGAAAGAAAGGGCGGCACGGUGGAAAACGGUUGAACUCCCGAAACAACUUGAGAAGGCAUCUGAAGAAGCAGAUCAGGCUAAAUCGCGUGCUCGAAACGCACAUGAAGAGCUGAAGAAAGCUAAAGCUGCAGCAAAAAAAGCCAAAAAGAGAGAAAACAAAAUGAUCAAAAAACUAAAUGCUGCGACAAGGGUGGUCGAGGCAGCACGCGCAUCAGAAAGAUUUGCUCUUGGAGCGAUUAGCGCAGUUGAGGAGAGCGAGUCGGCUAGAAGCAGCGAAAGUGAGCCCGAGUCAGGGAUCACUCUUUCUGUAGAGAAAUACCAAGAACUAAGCCAGAAAGCGAACGAAGCCGAGAAUGAAGCUAACGAUCGCGUGUCGGAAGCCAUUUCCCAAAUCGAUAUAGCGACAGAAUCGGAACAGAAAGCUGCGAAGAAGCUUGAUGAAGUAAAAUCUGAUCUAGUUACAAAAAAGGAACAGCUCUCGACCACAAUGCAAAAGGCCGAGAAGGCCAAGGAAGGAAAGCUGGUGGUCGAGCAGGAACUUAGAAUAUGGCGCUCUGAACAUGAGCAAAGACGGAAAGCUGAAGCGUCUCGAAAGAAAAAGAAACGAUCGUUCAUCCCCAGAAUGUGCAUGUUUUUGUGCAGUAAGAAAGGACGACAUUUAAACAAAUAAUAUGAUCAUAUACAAAUCGCAUUA